UCGUCAAUCAGUAGCAGGUGUGCGCGCCCCCGGAACCAUUAAUAGCCGUUCGCGCGUUCCCAGAGGAAGCGUUUCAGCGACGCACCAAUACUGGGAUUUCGGAAUGACCGAGAGCACGGAAAGCCGGCAGGAGUACGAGGAGCUGUUUGCUCAAAGGUUCUCGUCGGAGGACCGUGAGUACCAGCAGUACCUGAACCGUCCGGCUGACCCACCACCCAUCGUCGAGGACUGGAGGGGUCGUGCGGGAGGCAGCCAGAGAGGCAGGGAUAACCGGUACCAGGACCGUCAUGGACACAGAGGUCGUGGGUGGAGAGGAGGCCGCGGUUGGGGAGGAGACCGAGGGUGGAGAGGGGACUAUCGUGAGCAGCAACACUGGCAUGACCGAGACCGAGACAGGCACUCGGGUCAUGGAAGUGGGUAUCAGUCAGGCCCUCCAAGCUCCAACCAGGGAUACAACUCCCAUUAUCAGAGACCACAUUAUGACCGUUACUGAUCUCUGCUCUAAUCUCUCAGGUGUUCAGUAUUUAUAGUAUUCAGUCUUAUAACUUGCAUUGCAAUAUUAUACGUGGCAAUGUGCAACUGUUCUUUUUUUUUUUUUUGUGUGUGUGGCUCUCACUACCACAGUCUCAUAAGCAAGGGCUGAGCAAUAUAUCAAUAUUGAUCUUUUAUUUCCCAUCAUUGUAAUUGUGUGGAAGUUGUUUUUUUUUUAAUAUUGUGAUUGUUUUAUUCUCUGAAUUUAAAAAAAUAAAUUAAAUAAAAUCAAUACAUAGAAAAUAGUCGAAUACUAGAUUUUUCCCAGAAUGAUUUCUGAAAAGACAGUGAAAAAUGACAGUUUCUGUUUUACUUCCACAUAUUUUUCAUACCUAAAUAGUCCAGUUUUUGCUCAUAUUGCUCAGUUACAUUUUAAAUGUACAUUAUAUUGAAAAUGAUACAUUUUCUCAUUAGAUUUUUAGGAUUUUUUUUUUUUGUGUUCAGAUAGUUUUUGCUGCUACUUUUAUACAUGGUUUGAUAUGAUAUUGUAAUGAAUUAUACAGUACAGUAUUGUUGCAAACGGUGAAUCUGAAUUUCCAGAGAAACUAUUUGUAAUGCAGCUUUAUUUUUCUGUUUCAUAAGGACAUAACUGAACUGUUGUCAAUAAAUGUGUAUUUUCUUAA
Xiphias gladius (swordfish) is the source of this 1154-nucleotide messenger RNA. Its product is annotated as RNA guanine-N7 methyltransferase activating subunit-like. Gene Ontology annotation, biological process: RNA 5'-cap (guanine-N7)-methylation. The transcript has 3 exons. The record is from RefSeq and is a predicted model, not a curated record. Gene Ontology annotation, molecular function: RNA binding. The coding region runs from base 104 to 493 and encodes 129 amino acids. Lineage: Eukaryota; Metazoa; Chordata; Actinopteri; Istiophoriformes; Xiphiidae.